Molecule: messenger RNA, 771 nt
Organism: Leptonychotes weddellii (Weddell seal)
Lineage: Eukaryota; Metazoa; Chordata; Mammalia; Carnivora; Phocidae
Gene: LDB1
Product: LIM domain binding 1
Source: RefSeq, a predicted model, not a curated record
CGGGCGGCGGCGGCUCAUGCCUGGCCUGUCCCCGCGCCGGGCGGGCACCGUGACUCGGCUGGGCCCCCAGCGGCGGGCGAUGUGAAGAUGUCAGUGGGCUGUGCCUGUCCUGGUUGUUCCUCAAAGUCAUUCAAGCUGUACUCACCGAAGGAGCCCCCGAACGGCAACGCCUUCCCUCCUUUCCAUCCCGGCACCAUGCUAGAUCGGGAUGUGGGCCCAACUCCCAUGUACCCGCCUACGUACCUGGAGCCUGGGAUUGGGAGGCACACACCAUAUGGCAACCAAACUGACUACAGAAUAUUUGAGCUUAACAAACGGCUUCAAAACUGGACAGAGGAGUGUGACAAUCUCUGGUGGGAUGCUUUCACAACUGAGUUCUUUGAGGAUGAUGCCAUGUUAACCAUCACUUUCUGCCUGGAGGAUGGACCAAAGAGAUAUACCAUUGGCCGGACCUUGAUCCCACGCUACUUCCGCAGCAUCUUUGAAGGGGGUGCUACGGAGCUGUACUAUGUGCUUAAGCAUCCCAAGGAGGCAUUCCACAGCAACUUUGUGUCUCUCGACUGUGACCAAGGCAGCAUGGUGACCCAGCACGGCAAACCCAUGUUCACCCAGGUGUGUGUGGAGGGCCGGUUGUACCUAGAGUUCAUGUUUGAUGACAUGAUGCGGAUAAAGACGUGGCACUUCAGCAUCCGGCAGCACCGAGAGCUCAUCCCCCGCAGCAUCCUUGCCAUGCAUGUGAGUUGUGGGCAGGACCCAAGCUGCAGGGGUUGA